Poecile atricapillus (Black-capped chickadee) is the source of this 5803-nucleotide messenger RNA. RefSeq names its product midline 2 (gene MID2). The record is from RefSeq and is a predicted model, not a curated record. Gene Ontology annotation, molecular function: protein binding; zinc ion binding. The coding region runs from base 884 to 2947 and encodes 687 amino acids. The transcript is spliced from 10 exons. NCBI's taxonomy places the organism in Eukaryota, Metazoa, Chordata, Aves, Passeriformes, Paridae.
GUGUCUCUUCAGAGAUGCUGGGCAGAGGCUGGCUCUGGUUCUGUGUCGCUCCAGAGCUGCUGGGCAGAGGCUGGCUCUGGUUCUGUGUCGCUCCAGAGCUGCUGGGCAGAGGCUGGCUCUGGUUCUGUGUCUCUUCAGAGCUGCUGGGCAGAGGCUGGCUCUGGCUCUGUGUCGCUCCAGAGCUGCUGGGACACGGGAAGAGGCUGGGCAACGCUCGGGGUGCAGCUCCUGCUGCUCCACAAACCAAGCUGGGAGCAGCAGGUUGAGUCGCCUGCUGGGAGCUGUUUUCCAGCCAUGUGCAAGGGAAGGGAGCUAAAAAUACAGCUUGUUUGCCUCCAGCUGGAGUUGAUUUAGGCAUCCCUGGCUGUUGUGGAGUGCAGCAAAGGACAGCCAGCAGUGGAAGUUUGCCGACUGUAAUUUUGCUGCUCUGCCCUCCCCACCCUGCUCCAAAAAGCAAUGGCCAGGAAAAGCAGGGAGCAGGAUGGGAUGUGAAGAGCUCCCAACCUGAGCUGCUCAGAGUUUCCACGACUUGAUUUGCCUUUUCCCCUUCAGCAGAAGCAGGCCUGGAGCUGCAGGGGAUGUUGAGAGUUUUAUCUGUGCCAUGCAGAGCAGCCCUUCUGCGUGGAAUGCCAGCACGCCCUGCCCCUUGGCAGCACAUGCAAACACAAACACGAAAUCAUGUGGUUUCCCCUGGUUUUGUCUCCAGCCUUAUGGUCCAGGUCCUGCCCUGGCUGGGCUGGAAGUUGUCAGAGGAGCUGCUGUUCCUCCUCUCCCAUCCGUCAUUCGGCUGCUGUCCCGCUGCAGUUGCAGGCUGUGCUGCAUGGGAUGUUCCUGACCACCUUCCCCGGUUUUUGAUGCUGAAUCAGGAUCGUGUUAACUAAAGAUGGAAACACUGGAGUCAGAAUUGACCUGCCCAAUCUGUCUGGAGUUAUUUGAGGACCCCCUCCUGCUGCCCUGUGCCCACAGCCUCUGCUUCAGCUGCGCCCACCGCAUCCUGGUGUCCAGCUGCUCCUCCGGCGAGUCCAUCGAGCCCAUCGCCGCCUUCCAGUGCCCGACGUGCCGCUAUGUCAUCUCCCUCAACCACCGGGGCCUGGAGGGCCUCAAGAGGAAUGUGACCCUGCAGAACAUCAUCGACCGCUUCCAGAAGGCGUCGCUGAGCGGCCCCAACUCCCCGAGCGAGAGCCGCCGCGAGAGGACCUUCCGCGGCAGCCCUACCAUGUCCGUGGCCGGCGAGAGGAUCGCCUGCCAGUUCUGCGAGCAGGACCCGCCCCGCGACGCCGUCAAGACCUGCAUCACCUGCGAGGUGUCCUACUGCGACCGCUGCCUGCGGGCCACCCACCCCAACAAGAAACCCUUCACCAGCCACCGGCUGGUGGAGCCCGUGCCCGACGCGCACCUGCGCGGGCUGACGUGCCUGGAGCACGAGAACGAGAAGGUGAACAUGUACUGUGUGGCUGACGACCAGCUCAUCUGUGCCUUAUGUAAACUGGUGGGCCGCCACCGGGACCACCAAGUGGCGUCGCUCAGCGAUCGCUUCGAGAAGCUGAAGCAAACCCUGGAGACAAAUCUCACCAACCUGGUGAAGCGCAACAGCGAACUGGAAAACCAGAUGGCCAAGCUGAUCCAGAUCUGCCAGCAAGUGGAGGUGAACACAGCCAUGCACGAGGCCAAGCUGAUGGAGGAGUGUGAUGAGCUGAUGGAGAUCAUCCGCCAGCGCAAGCAGGUCAUUGCCGUCAAGAUCAAGGAGACAAAGGUGAUGAAGCUGCGGAAGCUGGCCCAGCAGGUCGCCAACUGCCGGCAGUGCCUGGAGCGCUCCACGGUCCUCAUCAACCAGGCCGAGCACAUCCUGAAGGAGAACGACCACGCGCGGUUCCUGCAGACUGCCAGGAACGUGGCCGAGAGGGUCGCCAUGGCAACUGCAUCCUCGCAAGUCCUGAUACCAGAUAUCAAUUUUAAUGAUGCCUUUGAAAACUUCGCUUUAGAUUUUUCCAGAGAGAAGAAGCUGCUAGAGGGGCUGGAUUAUCUGACAGCACCAAACCCACCGUCAGUCCGCGAGGAGCUCUGCACAGCCUCCCACGACACCAUCACCGUGCACUGGAUCUCCGAGGACGAGUUCAGCGUCAGCUCCUACGAGCUGCAGUACACCAUCUUCACCGGCCAGGCCAACUUCAUCAGUCUCUACAACUCCAUGGACAGCUGGAUGAUCGUCCCCAACAUCAAGCAGAACCACUACACGGUGCACGGGCUGCAGAGCGGCACCCGCUACAUCUUCCUGGUGAAGGCCAUCAACCAGGCAGGCAGCAGGAACAGCGAGCCCGCCCGCCUCAAGACCAACAGUCAGCCAUUCAAGCUGGACCCCAAGAUGGCUCACAAGAAGCUGAAGAUCUCCAAUGACGGGCUGCAGAUGGAGAAGGACGAGAGCUCCUUGAAGAAGAGCCACACGCCGGAGAGGUUCAGCGGCACAGGCUGCUACGGCGCGGCCGGCAACGUCUUCAUCGACAGCGGCUGCCACUACUGGGAGGUGGUGGUGGGAUCCUCCACCUGGUAUGCCAUCGGUGUGGCCUACAAGUCAGCCCCCAAAAACGAGUGGAUCGGGAAGAACUCCUCCUCUUGGGUCUUCUCCCGCUGCAACAACAACUUUGUGGUGCGGCACAACAACAAGGAGAUGCUGGUGGAGGUGCACCCGCAGAUGAAGCGCCUCGGUGUGCUCCUGGACUACGACAACAACGCGCUCUCCUUCUACGACCCGGCCAACUCCCUCCACCUGCACACCUUCGAAGUCUCCUUCAUCCUGCCCGUGUGUCCCACCUUCACCAUCUGGAACAAAUCCCUGAUGAUCCUGUCGGGGCUGCCCGCCCCGGAUUUCAUCGAUUACCCCGAGCAGCAGGAGUGUAACUGCAGGCCCCAGGAGUCCCCGUACGUGUCAGGAAUGAAGGCGUGUCACUAGGCUGCCAGGCCUGCCGUGCCCCGUGGCAGCGCUGGUGGCUGCCGGAGCUGGCAGCCGUGCCGGAACGCCGCUGGCGAGCUCCACACCCAGCUCCACCUUAUUUUCAUGGAAAAGUGGAAGAACCUGGAACCACGGCUGGAAAGGAACUGCUGUUGGUGAGCUCCGGAGUGUGCGAGAGCGGCUGGAGCGGCUCUGUGGCGCCGGCUCCCAUCUCUCCCCAAGUGGAUUGUACCUGGAUGGUUCUGUCUUCCCUUGGGGGCUGGAAGGGCCAGGGCAGCUUUCAGGGUGACCUGAGGUGCCACGGUGGUCAGGGAAUGGCUCGUGCGUCCCACGAGGUGCAGGCUGGGCAGGAGCGAUGGGCUCUGGAGCCCACUGACAGCUGGUGUGAGGACCCAGAGCGUGAGCAGCACUUUCCAGGCAGGACUUUCCGUGUGGCUGAGGCUCGCUGGCUUCCCUGGUGGGGUGGAUAAGACUUGGAGCCCUCGGGCUCGGUGAGCCCUGGCAGCAGUUGUGUGGUGGUCCCGUGGAGGGAGGGUGGUGAUGGUCUGUGUGAGUGAAGGUGGCACUGAGAGUGCUCCCCAUGGCUGUCCAUGCUGCAGGUGGCAUGCUCCUGACGCAUUUCUGGGGUCCUGCAGUGGGGAGCCGUGGACCCCCAGCCCACCAGCUCCUCCUUUGAGAGCUCCCCAGUAACAGGGGAGGCCUGCAUCCUUGAGGAGCUUUGGCCCCUGGCACAGAGGUUUGGCAGCUGCUCCUUCCUGAUGAGGGUCUGGCUGGCAGUGCCCUGCUCCACACAGGCCUCCAUUAGUGUUCUGUCUGGUGUCCCAGCAGCAAAAACUCAUCUUCCUACUCUGAACCCGCACUAGAGUCCUGCUCAAAGACCACCUCUAUGCUCUAUGACCCAAAAUCUCAAUUUAUGACCCCAAAUGUUGACUUCUGGUUUGUUCUCCAUCAUCCCAGGGGGUUGAGCUGAAUGCAUUUAAAGAUCCCCUCCAGCUCAAACUAUUCCAUGAUUCUGUGGUGGUGUGAGUGUGGAACCAUCCUGUUUGCUCUGUGGCCGAGGACAGAGUCUGUCCCUGAGGCUCAGGGUUGAAUUCAUCUGGAGCCAGUUCAGAAUUCCUCUGGAGACCCCUCCCAGUGCCCCGGCCAAGGGGAUAUGUGUGGGUGACUGCUGGUGACAGCAUUGCCCAGGAAGAGAGUACAAAGGAGCCCAUUCCUCAGCACAGCAUCUCUCAUGUGUGGGGCUGAGGUUUUUGGAAAAGGGAGGUGGGCAGCAGCUCAGGAAAAGGAUCUACUGCCGGCCCUGCCAAGCUGAGAGGGUUUCCCCUGAUUCAGGCUGCUGCCUCGUGGUGCCUGGCAGGGCAAGCCCAGGGGAUGCAGGUCUCCUUCAGAGUCCUGCUGAGCACAGGGGCAGCUGCGCUCGCUUCUCCCAGCCCCGGCUGCAGGAGCUCGGGGAGGGUCCAGCGGGGCGUGUCUGCUGUCCCCACAGCCUGGCACGGCCCCCCUUCACUCUGGGAGGUUAAAGCACCCUUUGGAGAUGGAUGUUUGUCACGGGAAGGUCCCGUGGGGCUGCUCAUGCUGUGCCAGCCCGGGGGACAUCAGGCACUGGAGGUGGAUGUUGGCCCUGGGAGCGCUCGGCAUCCUCGGCUCAGAGACCACGAGCCCUUAACGUGACAUUUGCACCUGAUGAAAUUGCACUAAUUGUGGGACCCCCUGGCCCCCACAUGUGUCUGGAAGCCGGCCAGGAGGGGCUGGGGGAGCCCCACACCCCGAGCAGGGGCUGGGGGCUUUCCCAGGCACCCACACUGUGGUACUGAAAGCAGAGCCCACCCAGUUGUCACCGUGAUUUGGGGAGCAGCAGCCCCAUCCCUGGGCCCUGCUCAGGACAUGGAGAGGGGCUCAGGUGCUGGUUCCUCUGCUCCUGGUGACACCAGUGUCCAGGUUUGGGGUGUGUGCACUCCUGGCUCCCCUCAGCCUCCCCUUCCAUGUCUAACAUUCCUGCUUCCGUUUUGUUUGGGGGGAGGGCUGUUCUUCCUGGUGGGUUUUUCCCUCGGUUUUGUUGUUUGUUUUUUUUUGCAACUUCUUUGUUAAUGUGUGUACAUAUAUAUAUAUAUAUAAAUAUAUAUAUAAAAAUUAUAAUAUAAUAUAUAUAUGUUACUGGGUAUGUCUGUGUGUGAGGGAGGCCAUAAGGUGAGGAUAGGCCUGGGAUCUUCUUGCUGGCCAUCAGUGUUCCCCAAACCUGGCAAAACAUAUGGCUGUGCAUCCACAGGAGCAGAGGGGAUUUGUGGUACCACCCUGCAGCAGCUUUCCCUGUGCUGGGCUCAGCCCAGCCUGGGGAGCCCGUGGGGUGGCCAGGCACAGCUAAAGCUCCAUCCAAAAACAUCUGUACACAUAAAUAUUCAGCACCCUGCUGCCUCCCCUGGAAGAUGUCUCGUUAUCCAGGACACUGAGUGUGCCAGCCUGCCCUUUCCACAGUCCUGGAUGGCCACAGGGACUCUGGACAUCUCUGAGUGUCACCCACGCCCUGCUGGUGCUCCCCAGUGCCGUGGGGAGGGUGGGGAUGGAGCUGGUGACAGCCCCCCCAGCACAGAGCCCCUCUCGAGCACAGGGACCAGCAGGGAAGAGCUGGGGGUUCUCCUCUCCCCCAGCCCCUGCCCUGGCUCACAUCCUCGGGGUCCCCCACGAGCCCCCCAGAGGGGAAUGGCCCUGGGGAGGGGAUGCCCCGUGCUGGAAUGGGGCCAGCGGGCAGAAGCUGCUGGAGAAGAGGCAGCACAGGCACUCAAACCUGCAGAAGGCAGAGCCCAUUUCUGGAGCACAAGUGCCUAAAAUAUUUAUUCAGUGGAAGACAUACGGUGCAAA